ACUUUAAAAAAGGAAGAGGUUCCCGAUUGGACUAUUUUUUUAUCGACCGAUCGAUCGAUAUUGAUUAUUCUCUUCGUAUUCGAAAAUUGGUGUUUGUAUCACGUGGUUCCUUUUUAAUUUAAACAAGAUCUGCCGUGUAAUUUUUGAGAUAUUCCUGACAAUUAAUAUUUGAAGACAUUAUACAAUAAUAUUGUAAUAAUGUUAUGUUUUUGUCUUGUUGCAGAGUGGAGCGCGCGGGUCGGGUCACGGCGUCGUUCGGCGCAGGACUCGCCCGCGGCGCUGCUUGCGCACUUCGACACUAGCGUGCUUCAGAUCCGCGACUGGUUGUCGGUGGAGGUUGACAUGCUGCGCGCGCAGCCGGUCGCCGUCGGCGACGUGGACGACAUCCUGCAACAGCUGGACAAACAAAAGGGUGUUCUUAGAGAGUUGGAGCAGAAGAAACCUCAGUUGGACGAACUGUUACACACAGCGGAGAGCCUUAAGGGGACCGAGAACAGGCAGCAGCUUCAUGGAAAAGGUAAGUCCUGUUAUUUUAUCCCUUAUCAUCGUGGCAGCGAACUAUUUAAUUAAAAAAAGUUUGAACUGUUUUUUCUUUUUGAGUAAUAAAAGUACUCGAUUUUUGGUAAAUUUUAAUACGUAAUUGAUUCGUAUUUUAUAUAAAAACCUAUAUAAAAUAUUUUCGCA
Molecule: messenger RNA, 684 nt
Organism: Melitaea cinxia (Glanville fritillary)
Lineage: Eukaryota; Metazoa; Arthropoda; Insecta; Lepidoptera; Nymphalidae
Product: dystrophin, isoforms A/C/F/G/H-like
Exons: 3
Coding region: 199-570 (123 amino acids)
Biological process (GO): synaptic signaling
Cellular component (GO): plasma membrane
Source: RefSeq, a predicted model, not a curated record